CAAUUAUUCACACGAUGUGGAGUUUAGUUCGUUUAUUGUGUUUGAGUGUAACACUCGGAAUCGCCGGUAUUUUUGCUGGUAAAGUCUACCAGCGUUCGAAGCUCUUACUUAGAGAAAGAUGAAUGUGUUCAACCCAAAUCGAAACAUCCAGUUAACCAGGGUAAGUCUUCGGGCACGGUGUAGUCAUUGAUACCAGUGUCAGCGCCGAACAAAAACCAGUUAACAAAUUUGAGACCAGUAAUAGGAAAUAAUUACAUUAAGAAUCUUUUUUUCCGCAUUGGUUUGUUUACUCUAAAUUUUUUAAGAGAUCUUUAAAUCAUAUGAACGACCACAGACCUAAAUUUUCGAUUAAAUCAGCAAAGAUUGAUACUACAAUGUUCAUAAUUGUUACAGGUUUUCUCGUAAAAUUAACUUUACAGAGGAACUAAAUGGCGUGAACUCGACAGUGUAUUUCAGUUAAAGACGUAGUUGUUGUUGUCUCUCCUUAGAUAAAGAAUUUUCUACUGGACAACGUUGGAUAUCAAGAAUUUCUAUCGCCUGGUGCAACGGUAGUGAAUCCGGUGCAGCCUUCUCGCAUCGAUUCCCUAACGAUGGGCACCUCACAAAUAGCUCCACGGAAAAGACUGCCAGACUGUCCUCAAGAAGGUAAGAUAUUUAGGUUUAUUUUACAAUUUAUUUGUUAUUGUUGUGUUGGCUUUUUCUUUUUCCUUUUUUUUUAAUACAAAUUUUGGGUUCUUGGUAUCUUCGCGUGACCGUCGUUGGAUAGAUUCGGUCUUCGAGAAAAAGUCACGCGACAUUUUCAAGAAACUGUCAAAUUGUCCUGAUUCGCUUGAAUUAAAUUUUUUCAGAGUGCUAGGGGAAUCACUUAUGAGAGCCAAAAAAUCAUUUUCUAUAUCUAUUUAUGGGCUUAUCCAGUACAAAGUAACAUCAGUCGAGUGUGAAAGUAAUGACAUCAUGAUAUUGUAAAUAAAUAAAGAGGCGGAAACUGCGGUCAAUCGAUGAAAUGCGUAAUUAUACAGAAAAUAUUCUAUGACACCGGUAAUCAUUCGUCUAAAUAGUGGAAGUCUAAAAUGAUAAGGUUGUGUGAUGAAUGUAUGAUGAUUUUCAGGAUAUCGAGCCUUCUUUUUAAUUAAGUCUAGUGUAAAUUAUGUUGCGCAAUAUUCACGCGAUUUAUUUGCCUCAUCGCACGUUCCCUCGAUGCUUUUGUGAUGAAGAUUUGUUAUUUCCUGAAUAUUGCGAAACGAAUGUUUAGACAAGAAGAAACAUCCUGCCGAUAAAUUGACGUACGUAUCAAAUGUCUGCAUGAUUUAAAUCAGCCAAACAUUGUAAAAAUUCCUACAAAAAGUCACAGGUUCGGCGAUCGCUUGAAGCAAGAUUUGGAAUAUAAAAAGUAAAAAAAAAUUGUCACAAUAUUCCAAAUUAUGCAACAUUUACCCGGUAACAUGCGUAAUCUUCCAAUUUAUUUUGAUGUUAUAUUCCUUAAGAAUUUUCAGAGGGAGCCCUGUUCUUUCAGUAACAAAAUUAAAAAAAAAAAAAGACAUCUGUAAGAUUUCCGAGUAGCCUAUCCCCCAUAUCUAUGUACCUGUGAACUGAACUUUUCAUUACAUUGCUCUUCAUUUCAGAAAAUACAGAAAAUCGGGCAGCAAGCAACAAGCAUCGAGCAAGAAAAAGAAAUCGAGGUCCAAAACCAAAGAAAAUGUACGACGGUAAGUUGACAUUUUAAAACUUUUGCCUGAGCUAAGGUCUUACCAGGUGAGAUGUUAACAUUCCCUCACUUGAACAGAUCGGUAAAACAACGAAAUACAACCUCACAAAAAUUUUGUUAUUUGGAUAGUGAUAUAAAAUGCCAACUAAUUCCGAAGUAGAAAGACACGCGUAUAAGAUGUGAUAUGAUUCUGUCGGUUUCGCGACCGAAUGUUUGUACUCAGGAGUAUUGAUAUCCGUCAAGGAAACGAUGCUCUAGUGAAAGGGAGGGAGGGGGCGGUGAGAAACUUGUUUUGAACUACCAUUCCCUUAAGGAGGAGAAGUGAUUAACACCCGUUCAUGGAAGUCCAAACGUUAUGGUCAGCGAUUGAGGAUCCUACAUGUUCCCAAGGUUAGGUUAUCUUUCUGUGGGCCUCGUUAAGAAUCCUUUAUUCUUUCCUCAGGCAAUGGACCAAUUCAGCUGUGGCAACUAAUUUUGUCAGAGCUCGUUUCUUCAUCGUCAGAGCCUCUUGUGGAAUGGACUAAGAAAGACAAAUACGAAUUUCGCAUUUUGCAGCCUGAUAAACUGGCGGCCCUAUGGGGAGAGCAGAAGAAAAAGACCAAUAUGAAUUUUGCAAAGCUUGCGCGAGGUUUGCGGUAUUACUAUGGAAAGUCCAUUUUGGAAAAGGUUCGUGGCCAGCAGUUUACCUAUCAGUUUGUUAUGGACAUCGAUGCAAUUCUCGCGAACGAUUCUGAUGGCGAAGCUUCCGACGGUGGAGGCAGGAGCACGCCUGAUGUUUUUUGUGAAGCACCGAGAACUCUGGAACAAAGGGAGGGGUAUGGGGAAACAGAGACACAACUCACUGGUACAAGGGUGGGUGGAUAUGUGGGUGUAUGGGGGGACUUUGGAUGCCCAAUUGAGGCAUCGAGGGACACUGGGGGUGCUGAACAGGGUGUUAUUGACAUAGAGGGGAUAGUGCAGAAUGCAGGAGAGACAUUUGGCUGUAAGGGGGAGAGUUCAAGGCUCCCUAUGGGGAUAUCAAGGGAUACUGAGGGAGGAAAAGAGGUUGCUAUAGGCACUAAGGGGGUAGAAUGGAACUUAGGGGAAGCUUUUAGGGGAACAGGAGAGGGAAAGGUGAGAAAAUCGUGGGGCCAAGAGAAUACAGGAAUGGGAUGUGAUACCACAGAUAAAGAUUUUGGAAUUGUGCCUGGAGGACUUGAAAGCCUCCCUGGGGGGUGUGGGGUCAUUAAGGGGGAGCUAGGGGAGAUAAAGUCAUUCGAUUUAAGUGAUCUUAUUGAAUCCAAUGACACAAGUAGCUUCUAUGAAGCACUAUAA
This is a messenger RNA of Pocillopora meandrina, 3019 nucleotides long. The record is from the annotation of a GenBank genome assembly. NCBI's taxonomy places the organism in Eukaryota, Metazoa, Cnidaria, Anthozoa, Scleractinia, Pocilloporidae.